AUGUUUAUCGAGCGCAUGUUCCGCCCCACGAAGGGCAAGGGCUUCGCGAUGAGGAAUCACACACUUGGCGCCUACGCAAAGUCCCUCAAUGCUGUGGCGCAGCGGAACAGCGAUGGGGCCUGCAAAGUGCGGUGUCUAGAGCCGUAUUUGCAGGACGUGGCCAUGCCGCCAGAGGCGGAGCUGCCGUCACCGCUACCAACACCACGGGCAUAG
Molecule: messenger RNA, 213 nt
Organism: Trypanosoma grayi
Lineage: Eukaryota; Euglenozoa; Kinetoplastea; Trypanosomatida; Trypanosomatidae
Product: lipase
Exons: 1
Coding region: 1-213 (70 amino acids)
Source: RefSeq, a predicted model, not a curated record